Canis lupus familiaris (dog) is the source of this 1442-nucleotide messenger RNA. Its product is annotated as GTP-binding nuclear protein Ran-like. The record is from RefSeq and is a predicted model, not a curated record. Lineage: Eukaryota; Metazoa; Chordata; Mammalia; Carnivora; Canidae. Gene Ontology annotation, molecular function: GTP binding; GTPase activity. The transcript has a single exon. Gene Ontology annotation, cellular component: cytoplasm; nucleus. The coding region runs from base 540 to 1094 and encodes 184 amino acids. Gene Ontology annotation, biological process: ribosomal subunit export from nucleus; protein import into nucleus.
UAAGGUAUGCAAUCCACUGUUGAGAGGAGCGGAGUUCACUAGGGCCAGGCUUCCCAGGCAAUUGCAGCUCCCAGAGAGUUCACACCCAGCAAAUGCACACCUUCUAUUAGCCUUGCUCCCUGACUUCGCCUUAGCAUUACCACCCCUCUCCCCAAAAUAUUAUUUUACUGACUUCAAGCUUUAUAAAAUUUGCAAUUUAAAGUUUUCCUCUGAGUGUGAAUGUUAUAUUAGCAUAGAUUUCUCAUAGAAUGCAAAUGUCGCUAGUCAAAUACAUUUCAAAGCUGAAAACCCCUUGUUCCUGUCAUCCCGUUAGUGAAUUUAUUUUACCCUACUACAAGCAAUCCUAUAUGAACCUCAUCAGCAUUUUUUAAACAAAACGGUUACUUGUUUGAAAAUGAUUGUAUGGAGUCAGACGGGCCGCAGACGCUUCUGGAAGCACCAGCGCUGUGGCUGCCCAGGGAGAACCCCAAGUCCAGUUCAAGCUGGUGCUGGUUGGCGACGGCGGCACCGGCAAGACCACGUUCGUGACACGUCACCUGAUGGGUGAAUUCGAGAAGUAUGUAGCCACUCUGGGCGUGGAGGUCCACCCCCUAGUGUUCCACGCCAACAGGGGCCCCAUCAAGUUCCACGUGUGGGACACUGCCGGCCAGGAGAAGUUCAGCGGGCUCUGGGACGGCUACUACAUCCAAGCCCAGUGUGCCAUUAUGAUGUUUGAUGUAACGUCAAGGGUUACUUACAAGAAUGUGCCUAACUGGCAUAGAGAUCUGGUACGAGUGUGUGAGAACGUCUCCAUUGUGCUGUGUGGCAAUAAAGUGCAUAUUAAGGACAGGAAAGUUAAGGCAAAAUCUAUUGUCUUCCACCGAAAGAAGAACCUUCAGUACUAUGACAUUUCUGCCAAAAGUAACUACAAUUUUGAGAAGCCGUUCCUGUGGCUUGCUAGAAAACUAAUUGGAGACCCUAACCUGGAGUUUGUCGCCAUGCCUGCUCUUGCCCCCCCAGAGGUGGUCAUGGAUCCAGCUCUGGCAGCACAGUACCAGCACGAUCUAGAGGUUGCUCAGACAACCGCGCUCCCGGAUGGGGAUGAUGACCUGUGAGAAGUGCAGCUGGAGGCCAGCGUCAGAAGUCUAGUUUUAUAGGCAACUGUCCUGUGAUGUCAGUGGUGCAGCGUGUUUGCCACUUUUAUUAUAUAGCUGAGCAGAACAUGUGCUUAAUCUUUGGGAUGCUGAAGGAGAUGAAUGGGCUUCGGAGUGAAUGUGGCAGUUUAAUCAGUACCUUCAUUUUUUUGGACCUGCAUACUUAGCUGUUUUGGAACACAGUUGUUUCCUUCCUGAGUUUCAGAUAAUGAGACUGCUACAGUCCCAUCACAAUAUCCAGUGGUGAAAUCUCGUUUGUCACUGUCAUUCCCAUUCCUUUUCGUUUAGAAUCAGAAUAAAGUUGUAUUU